Molecule: messenger RNA, 2043 nt
Organism: Colletotrichum tamarilloi
Lineage: Eukaryota; Fungi; Ascomycota; Sordariomycetes; Glomerellales; Glomerellaceae
Exons: 3
Coding region: 1-2043 (680 amino acids)
Biological process (GO): protein folding; protein stabilization
Cellular component (GO): cytoplasm
Molecular function (GO): heat shock protein binding; protein kinase binding; protein-folding chaperone binding
Source: RefSeq, a predicted model, not a curated record
AUGGCCAUGAAUGGGGGAUCGUCGGGCCUUGUACAAUUCCUCUCGGAUCUGCAUCUCGAGGCCAGCAAAGACUACUCGACCUUUGACUUUCCUGUCACGGCACCCUUUCUUUUACUUUCCGGCGAUGUCGGUAGCCUAUCUGAAUACGACAGCUAUCUCGGGUUCAUCCGGUGUCAGACGGAUCGGUACGAGGGUGUUUUCCUAGUUUUUGGCAAUCACGAGUUUCAUGGCCUCACGUACGGCGGGACACUCGCAGAGGCGGCAAGGCUUGAAGCAGAGCCGUCGUUGAGAGGGAGGUUGCAUGUGCUCCACCGCCGCGGGUUUGAUAUCCCCGGUUCCAACGUGAGCAUCCUGGGAUGCACCCUAUGGACGAUGGUCCCUGAGAAGGCGGGAGCUGCGGUCGUGGGAAGGGUCAAGGAUUUCCAGCACAUUGAGGGAUGGAGUCUUGAGGCACACUGCGCGGCUCACAAGGCGGACUUGGGUUGGUUGAAGAGAGAGGCGAGGGAAGCGGUGGCGCGUGGGAGAGAGGUUGUUGUUGCGACUCACCAUGCUCCUUCGCUGGAGGGGACGUCGGAGCCUAGGUUUGAGGGGAGCCCUUGGUCUUCGGCUUUCGCAACGGAUUUGUUGGAGGAAGACGCGCUGGAGCUCAGCGACGACUCGGACGUCGAGGUCCACCCCAACGUCGAUAAGCGCUCAUUCAUCCGCGCAAAGCAGAACCAAAUCCACCAGGAGCGACUGCAGCGCAAGCAUCAAAUCGAGACGCUCAAGUACGAGCGCAUCAUCAACGAUGGCCUGAUGAAGCGCAUCUCCAACCUCUUGGACGCCCUUAAGUCCCAUGCCUCCGAGGCUGAGACCCGAAACCCCGGCGAGGUCGCCUUCCAAGCCGUCAUGGAGUCCGCCGGCAAGCCCGAAGACGACCAGCCACCCCCGCGCCCCGAGGGGAUCCACGCCGACUCGGAGCCGCUGCCCAGCUUCUCCAAGAUGAUGGCCGUGUUGUUGGACCAAGUUAACAAGGAGCUGGACGAGAAGAAGCCCGAGAACCGUUACAAGGCCAUGCUCGAGGGCGUCGAGGGACACCUGACCAAGGUGCAGAAUCUGCAAAAGGAGCUGUUUGCCAAGCUGGCCGAGCUGGAGAAGGAGGAGGGACGCAAGAUCACGAGCGAGGGUAUUCACACGGGCUUUGACAGCUCGCACGUCAACAAGUCCAAGGAUACGGAUAAGAAGGAGGAGCAGCGCAAGCCGGAGCUCCUGAACCCCAAUUUUGACAUGACACAGUCCCUUCCGGCCAAGUCGACCCAAUCGUAUGACGACGAUGAGGAGAUUGAGGCGUCGCCCGCCGCCAAGAAGUUCGCGCAGAUCAAGGCCGACGACUACACAUCCAGCGCCCAGUACUUGUCCAAGAACCCGCAGAUCCUGACGGAGCGGGAGACAGACGGCCUCCUGGUCCUAGCCUUCGACGCCGCCCUCGAGAGCAAGGACGACUUUUGCCGGCAGUGCGUCCACCAGGCGCUGCUGCUGCAGUACUGCAGAGCGCUGGGCAAGGACGGCGUGGGCAUGUUCUUCAAGCGCAUCACGACCAAGGGCCACCAGGCGCAAGAUGUGUUCUUCAAGGACGUGCAGGAUACGUACGGCAAGAUCAGGAACCGGGCGCGGGAGAUUGUCAAGGAGCGCGCCAGCGAGCCCGAGGGCGUGGAGCAGAUUCAGCUGCACGCGGUGGAGCCCGGCACGGAGAUCAAGAUUACGAUUCCGCCCAAGGACAGCGAGGACCCCGCCGUGAAGGAGGGUCGGGAUAUCUUUGAGACAUUCAGCGCCGACUUCCAAAAGGCUCUGGAGAGCGGAAGCCUGGAUGAGGUCAACAAGGUGUUGGGCAAGAUGAAGGUCGAAGAGGCUGAGGAUAUUGUCGGCAAGCUUGGAGACGCCGGCAUCUUGAGUCUGGAGGAGCAGAUUAUCGACGCCACGACCGAGGAGGGCCAAAAGGCGCUCAAGGACAUGGAGGCGGCGCAGGCCGGUUCCGAGUCCGGAUUCGCACCGGACCCUGAAUAA